Molecule: messenger RNA, 1205 nt
Organism: Plodia interpunctella (Indianmeal moth)
Lineage: Eukaryota; Metazoa; Arthropoda; Insecta; Lepidoptera; Pyralidae
Exons: 5
Coding region: 94-1149 (351 amino acids)
Biological process (GO): ribosomal large subunit biogenesis; ribosome biogenesis; endonucleolytic cleavage in ITS1 to separate SSU-rRNA from 5.8S rRNA and LSU-rRNA from tricistronic rRNA transcript (SSU-rRNA, 5.8S rRNA, LSU-rRNA)
Cellular component (GO): preribosome, large subunit precursor; nucleolus; nucleus
Molecular function (GO): protein binding
Source: RefSeq, a predicted model, not a curated record
CUUUAUCAUCUAUCCAUACAACUUGUUGUUGAUGGGGGUUAUGUGUUCCACAUUUGUGUUAUAUCUUUUGCGUUUUUAUUUUAAUAUAUAACAAUGGAAAUAGUUAAUGAAAUAUUGGAAAGAGAACAGAAAAAAGCAGAAAAAUAUAAGUCUAUAACUGUUGAUAAGCACUUGGAGUUAGAUUACGACAUAGGCACACUUCUAGCUUCAGAUUCCAAUGAUUUGGAUACAAAAUUAUUAAAGUCAAAGAAGGAUGAAUACUUACUUUCACUUAGUCGUGACAAUACUCAGCUUUUGUUAAACAAAGUAUGGGAACUACCAACAGAAAGGAUUGAGGAGGCUAUUGUUGUCCGUCUCCCUGUCCCCACCACAGUACUGCCAAGAGCCAAGCCAGUGCCGAAGCCUAAACCAUUGACAAAAUGGCAGGAAUUCGCAAAAGCAAAAGGAAUUACUAAGAAGAAGAAGGAUAAACUGGAAUGGGAUGAACAGUUGCAGAAAUGGGUGCCUCUCUAUGGAUUUAGGAAAGCAGCCGCAGAAAAAGAAAAGAAUUGGGUUAUUGAAGUUCCUCAAAAUGUGGAUCCGAUGACAGACAUGUAUGAGAAGAAAGCUACAGAGAAGUCUGAGAAAGUGGCAAAGAACGAGUUGCAGAGGUUAAAGAAUAUUGCCAGGGCCAGGAAAGUGAAGAUACCCAGGGUUGGAUUGCCUGUCACUUCUGACAAAGCCUCAUCUACACAGUUAAACACUGCAGCCCUGGUAGCAAAAGCGUCAACAGCUUCCCUCGGCAAGUUCCAAGAUAAAUUACCCAAAGAGAAAGAAGCACGCGGCAUAGGCAUACACGAACUAAUCCCAGGAAAGGAACGCAAACGCAAGGCCCCCAUACCCACACCACAGGCAGAGAAACAGCACAACCUUAACCUCUUGGACAGCAUUCUCAAUAAGAGACCCAAAAUUGACAUGGAGAAGGCCAUCACUAAGCAUAUAAAUAAUGAGCAAGUAAUUAGGUCAGAAGAAAAGAAGACAAUGAAACCACUAAAAGGCGGCAAACGAAAGGGCAAGGGGAACGCCACCAACUUUUCCGCGAAGAAACCUAAAGGCGGCAAGGGACAGAGGAAUCCGAGCAAAAAGAACCCAGGACGUAAGAGGAGAUAGGAGAAAUAUUUUGUGCUAUCGUGUAAGCAUAUUACAAUAUAUUUUAAGAAAUUAAA